ACCUGACCAAAUUGGACAAAAGAAAGAGAAAGACUGGAGGUUACUCAUUCUUUCUCACGCACUCAAGUCGAGGUGUAACUCACACGCAGCCGAAAACAGGAAGUCAAGCGGGCGUUUAAGCGAGAAACACAUAUAAAAGGCUAGUUUAAGAAGGCAAGAGUUUCCCUUUGCAGUCUACAGGAUAUAGUUUAAGACAAUACCUCCUGGACCUUUCUGAACUACCUGCACUCAAUCCCCCCACUCUGUGAAUGCAGAUAUCCACCAACCUGUAGUGUAUGUAUAUAUGUGUGCAUCUGUGUGCAUAUGAGAUUAUUUAUUGGUGUUAUCACUGAGUGAGAACAUAACUUUGUGCUACAGUUCUGUCUGUCCUUUUGUGUGAAUAUAAGUUUAUGAAAAUAGCCAUUAAAGACAGCACAGGAAUAUCAGCGUAAGUGAGUUAAAACAACAAAAAAACUACCUUUUAGUAGUCAACACUGGUCAAAUACUUUAAGCUGGACUGUUGAAUCAUCUGUACAUAUCAGCUGUGACAGAAUAAGGUGCUCUGGCUAAGCUGCUCUAUCUGUCAUCCCCUCAUAAGGACUCAGGUUGACAGUAGCGCCAAACAAGGGGGGGAUCUCUGAGGGAAACAUGGAGGCAACCAUCCGUCCUCAUGUUCCCUCAAAUGGCUGACUUUAGAGAAAGAGCCCAACCUUGUCCCCAAGUCCAGAACCAGGCAGGGGCGUCCAGCGCUGUUUAGAGCCACAACCCCUCUCUCUUCCGCCUCCAACAACGUGCGAAUGUCCUGCCUCAGGCGUCAGCCCGUCACCAUCCCCAUGGACACCGUCAAGAUCAUCCAGUCGGAGAAGUUCCCCAGAGAGUGCCCUGUGCCCGUCACCCAGCCGCGCUAUGCCCCGCCCCCCAGAGUGGCGUGGGACGGUGGAGGUGAGGGUGAGAUUAUCGUCAACCAGGCCUGCAGCGACCUGAACCUGGACAUAACGGGCUCUCCCCGGCCUAUGGUGUCUUCCCCGGCCCCCAUGACGCGCAGGGAGCAGAGCUUCCUGGCGCAGCGCAAAACCAGUGCCAACGAGAUCUGCUACCACCAGUUCCACUAUAAGAUGGAAGACGUCAUAGUCAACCAGUACGUGCUGCGCUCCUCCUCCACCUCCUCCUCCACAUCCUCCUCCUCCUCGUCGGGGCCCGUCAUGCCCUGCGAGCCCCUGGACUGCCCUACCUGCGGUCACACCUACAACUUCGCCGGCAAGCGUCCGCGCAUCCUCUCCUGCCUACACUCGGUGUGUGAGGAGUGCCUGCAGAUCCUCUACGAGUCCUGUCCCAAGUACAAGUUCAUCUCCUGCCCCACGUGCCGGCGCGAGACAGUGCUGUUCACUGACUAUGGCCUGGCUGCUCUGGCCAUCAACACCAGCAUCCUGAGCCGCUUGCCCUCGGACCCCAACGGGCCCGUGCAGUGGGGCGGGGACGCAGACCGCAGCUGCUACCAGACUGUGCGCCAAUACUGCCAGUCAGCCUGCACCUGCCAGAUCGCCAACCCCUUGUCCUCCUGUGGCAUCAUGUAGACAAGGGGGGACACUGCAGGCGUGACUCGACGCUGCUCCCCCACCACUCUUCUCGUCUAUAAGCUCUCCUUUCUCUGCCAGUCCCUCCUUUCUCACACAUACAGUAAAUAAAUCCCUCCACAGAUGUUAUCUCUAUAUAUUUAAUAGCACAGACGGAUGCUGUGUGGGACUUAUGGAUGCUGGUGGUUCAAUAAAUAGUAAAUAAAUGUA
Thunnus maccoyii (southern bluefin tuna) is the source of this 1763-nucleotide messenger RNA. RefSeq names its product ring finger protein 208 (gene rnf208). Lineage: Eukaryota; Metazoa; Chordata; Actinopteri; Scombriformes; Scombridae. The record is from RefSeq and is a predicted model, not a curated record. The transcript has a single exon. Gene Ontology annotation, molecular function: ubiquitin protein ligase activity. Bases 777 to 1553 code for a protein of 258 amino acids. Gene Ontology annotation, biological process: protein ubiquitination.